Molecule: messenger RNA, 4716 nt
Organism: Cydia strobilella
Lineage: Eukaryota; Metazoa; Arthropoda; Insecta; Lepidoptera; Tortricidae
Product: myb-like protein X
Exons: 4
Coding region: 1-4716 (1571 amino acids)
Source: RefSeq, a predicted model, not a curated record
AUGGAAGAAGACGACUCCGAUUCCGAUUGCACAGUGCUGCUGAUAGACUUUGUUAAUGAACCUCAGAAAGUCGACGCCAAAAGGCGGAGAUUGAGCCAUUUACAAGAUAGGAGCAAACAAGCAGGACAUGACGAAAACACAGCACGAAAUGAUGUAAGUCAAAAUAUACAAACAGAUUUACCAAAGAAUAACAUCGAAAAGAACUGGCUUAUAACAAAAUAUUUAUCAGGCAUCAAUAAGGCUAAUAUACGAAAUAAUACCUCUCAUGAAAAUGCGCCUAAAUAUGCACUUGUUUCUAAAACUUAUGCUGGAAAUACUGAAAAUACAGCUAAAUUUAACGAUAUUGUCAUAUGCCUGGAUUCGGAUGACGAAACGGAAAGCAAUGAAAAGUCUCAAAACCAAGACACAAAUAAAGGUCUGACUGAGAUUUCUUCUGCUAAUGAUCUCUUACAUGAAACAAAAUUAAUAGUGCUCAAGCCUGCAGCGAUCAACGCUCAGAGACCUACUACCAAUAUUUUUGAAAGUAAUCAAAUGUUUUCUAACGAACACGUGUCACAAAGACCAAAAGGAAAUGAACCUGCCAGACUUAAAGUCUUAAAACGGUCUAUAAUUACUGAACAAAAAGCAACAACGCAUUUUGAAGAAAAUAAUUUAAAGCGUAAUUCGAGCAAUGGAAAAGAGAACAUAUCGAAAAAUGAUAAAAUGGAAAGUGGUAAUAAUAAACUAGCUGAUAUAGAUAGUUAUAGAUUUAUACCUCCUAGAUUGUCUCCAUUAGAAAGUAAUAUCCCUAAUACUACCAGUAGUACUAGUUCAGGCACUAAUGCUGGUAUACGUGUUGCGUCUCAGGCUGAAAAUAGUCUAACAUCAAUUUUAACCGUGUCAAAUAACAAGUUAUAUACCAAUAUUUCCGAUAGUACUAUCAUAGAUAAUAAAGAUUUUCAACAAGAUACAGAAAAUAAAACAGUUGCAAACAUAAAAGCAAAGCGAUACGGUAAUAAUGAAACACAAAUAGAGCCUAAACGCAUUAAAAUGAACCUGAAGCCAAAAUGCUCAGUCAAACAACAUGCAGAUACUGAACAGAUGAUUAAUGAAAAGUGUAAAGCGAAUGUUAUGCGUGAGGAAAUAAGUAACGAAGAAAUAGGUCAAGAACUUCGUGAACAAGAAACGUGUGAUCGUGAUAAGCAAAAUAGAAGCAAAAUGCAAGAAAAUCGAGAUGAAACAGUACAAAGUGAAGCAAACAUUGAGCCAGUAACCUUCAAAGAUAAUGACUCAGCAAAUGAAGAACUAAAUGCAGAAGGUGCUAUCAAAAUACUAAAUAAAACAACACUAAGCACGACAAACGAAGCGCAAGAAUCGAAACAAGUUCAAAAUGAGCUCGAAAUUAUUAAAGUUCAAAACGGGCAAAUAAAAAGCAAAGCAUGUGAUAAGCAAGUAACAAACAAUCUAUCCAGUAAAAACCAAAAAACAAGCCAAGUCGUUAAUGAAACAGCACCAACUGAGGCAAACACUGAGCCAGAAACCUUCGAAGAUCAAGAUUCAGCAAAUGAAGUAUUAAAUACAGAAGGUGCUAUCAAAUUACUAGAUAAAACAACACUAAGCACGACAAGCGAAGCGCAAGAAUCGAAACAAGUUCAAAAUGAGCUCGAAAUUAUUAAAGUUCAAAACAGGCAAAUAAAUAGCGAAGCAUGUGAUAAACAUGAAACAAACAAACUAUAUGAAGAGCAAAGAACAAUUGAAACACUCAAUAGAGAAGACAAAGAAGAAGAAACACGCCAAGUAAGCGGUGAACAAACUACAAAUGAAUCACACACCAAGCAAGGAACGGAUCAGCUAAAUAAAACACCAAGAGAAGAGGAAAAACAAAAUGAUGACAGUGAAGAUCCAGUUGCAGAUAAUGUUGAUAAUUCAAACACGAACUGUGGGAAUGUAGAUGGUGCAUCAGAAACUAUUACCACCGAGAAUAUUUCCAACCAAACCACCACCAACUCUAGAAAGAUAAGAAAACCAAGUACUAGUCGUGAUAUGAGUUGCAAUAAGGACGAAGAAAGAUGUGACAGUGACGAAACUUCGAGUAAAUCAAGCGACGAAGAUGACGACGAUAAAAGGGAUGAAAAUAAAACAAAGACAUUGCAUACAAGCGGAGAAGAAGAUAAUAACAGUUCAUCAUCCACUGAUAGAGUCACUAACGUUGAACAGGUCAAUAGCACAAGGGACGGUAAACUUAGAAAACGUUGCAAGGCUAAUAAAGGUGAAAACGCCAGCGAUAGUGACUGGAGUCCGGUUAGUAAUUCAGAUUGUUUUAAUGAAAGCUCUACUAGAGAACGAAAAGCCCACAAAAAUAAAAGAUGUACAGGAAAUACAGAAACAGUUAGUGAAGAUGAAAUUAUAAAAGCAUCUGAUUACUUAACUAGAAGGAGAAAAAAACGCACCACUAAGCUCUUUGGUGCUGAACGUCAAGGCUUGCGUGCAACUACUCUACAAAAAACAGCUGCAAGCGAAGAAAGUGAUAGUGAUUGGAUAGUCAGUGAUGAAAAUAGUCAUGAAAGUGCAGACAGUUUUGAUGAAAUGAAGUAUUGUGAUAGUCAGAAUACAGGCAUCGAUGAGAGUACUGAUAAUGAAAUGGAGGAAGAUUAUGACAGUCAGAAGACAGAUGUCAGGGAUAGUAAUGAUGACAGUAAUUUAACUACUGACGAAGAAUACCUACCAGUUAGUAACAAUAAAACCCUAAUCACAUCAAUGCGCACAAGUAAGAAAAGGAAACAAAGCUUUUUAAAGUUUGUUAAUGAUUCAAUUGAUACCGAUGAAACAGAUGGCGAUCAGCAAGUAGCGAGCGAAGAAAGUGACAACGAACUAUUAACAGGUCCCGAUAAUCAAUGUGAUAAUAAUGAAAUUGCUUCAGAAAGCUUCGGAGAAGAAAGGCUUAGUGAGGAUGAAAUUAUAAAAGUGUCUGAGAAUACCCGUAAAAAGAGGAAAGAACGCAUGUCGACUCUUUUUGACGAUGAUAUUGAGAUUUCAUUACAAAAUAACGACGGUAAUGCACAAGAACAAACAAACAAUUCAACUAAUCAUAUUAUAUCCGUCGUUGAUAAAAGUGGAAAUAAAGAUGUUGAAAUUAAUAAAAGUCAUGCGGAGAGACCUGAUUUGAGAAAAGGUGAAAAUGGUCUUGAAAACUUUAUAAAUGUAGCAGACCACCAAGUACAAAAUAAAGAAGUAUACUGUAAAACAAAUGAUAGGGAUCUAGCAACUGAAUCUAGCAAUACUACGGUGGUUAGCGAACAGAAUAACACUAGUAAAUUAAGCAACGUGAUACUCCGCGACGAUGAUCGCCUCGAGAUAGACCUGAUUGACUGUCUUCUUAAAGAGUACAAUACUCGUGAUGAACAGCGAAAUGAUUCAUAUUUAGAGAUACAUAUGUCACUUCACCAUUCUGCAACAAAAUAUGAAUUUAGAGUACAACAAAUCACCUUCCAAGAAGAACGCGAUUAUGACAGCUCUGAACCAUUAGAAUCUACCACAGAUAAUAAUGUUGAAGACUUAAAUAUUAAAAAUGAGAUGUUAAAGGAUGAAACAUUAUCACAAGGUGACAUAAAUAUUAAUCAGGAAGAUUCAGAGAUCUUAAGUUCAUUAGAAGGUAGAGUUCAACAAAUGUCGAUUAAUGCAGAUUCAGAUAUUAAUAUAGAGGUGAAAAAAAAUGAGUUACUGUCACAAAAUACCAAUGACAAUAUAGAUACUAUAGAAGGAAAUAUAAAUAUGAAUAGCAUAGCAGAUAAUUCGGCACAAAUAAUGUUUACUGCUGACGAUGUCAAUUUUAAAGGAGACUUCAAGAAGAGAGAUAGUAAAAAAACCCUGGAUAUUUAUAAAGAGGAUUUCGCAAACAAAAUUACAGUAGUUAAUGCAACACAAAUAGAGUCUAAUGUUGAAGAUUUAAAUAUUAAACAAGAGAUGCUAAAAAAUGAAGUAUCUUCACAAAAUACUAUUGAAGAGGACAUACAAGAAUACACGAAAGCUUUCGAAGAACAUUUGGAGUCCGUUGCUUCUGUACAAUUAUUGGUUAUUGAUGAAGACUUAAAUAAUAAGAAAGAGAUGUUAAAAGACGAAUCAUUUUCACAGAAUACCAAUGAAAAGAAUAGUCAACAAAGUCAAGAUGUUAUCGAAGAGAAUUUAAUGAAAAAAACUGCAACGACGAUAGACGAUGCUGCACAGAUCAAUUCCAACGUUGAGGAUUUAAUAACUAAAACAGAUGUGCUAAAAGAUAAAACAUUAUCAGAAAAUACUAUUGAAGAGUCCACGGAAGAAAAAACGGAAAUAUCCGAAAAAGCUGAACAGAAUAGAAGUUCAACAAAUAUUCUACUCGUUAUUCAAGGUCACAAUAUUAAAGGAGACAUGUUAAAAAACGAACUUACGAGACAAAAUACUAAUAUAGAUAUUCAAAACCGUCUGCAUAUGGAAGACUUCGUAAACAAUAUAGAAAAUCCGACACAAGAGAUAUUUUCUAAUGUAGCCUUAAAUGUCCACUCAUUAAAAUCAGGAGUAAAUAAUGAAGAAAAAAAUUUGGAAAACAAAAAUGCUGUUGUAGAUCUAGAAACAGAAAAUUCAAAAGUUGUGGAAUCUGAAGAUGCUAUUGUUAUAGAAGACUCGGAUGAUGGUGAUGUUGAAUUGAUUGGAGUUGUAAAUAGGGUUUUCAAUAUCCGUCAAUUUUUCAGAUCCGGAUAUUGA